Hippoglossus stenolepis (Pacific halibut) is the source of this 1487-nucleotide messenger RNA. RefSeq names its product programmed cell death 2-like (gene pdcd2l). Lineage: Eukaryota; Metazoa; Chordata; Actinopteri; Pleuronectiformes; Pleuronectidae. The coding region runs from base 178 to 1284 and encodes 368 amino acids. Gene Ontology annotation, cellular component: cytoplasm. The transcript has 2 exons. The record is from RefSeq and is a predicted model, not a curated record.
UAACAAAAGAUAUUUGUUUUAUUUUAUUGGCUCAUUACAUUUAUAUGAAGUAGUUUAAUGAAUUAAAACGUGUUGUAUAAAUGUUAUAAACCAGAUUUUAUUUAUUUCUACAAACAGACCCGGUCAUGUUUUGGUGACGGACUCGGACCUGACACUCGUGUGUUCGAUGCUGGCUCGAUGGCUUCCGCGGCUCAGGACGGGACUCUGGUCGGUGUGUGUGACGCUGAGCUGGACCCGGACCGACACCGAUCCACGUACCUCACCAACAAAGUGGGGGGGCAGCCGGACUGGUUGCCGGGGAUCUCCCCGCUGACUCCCCGCUGUGCUCGCUGCGGAGCCCCGCUGAGCCAUGUGGUGCAGGUGUACUGCCCCCUGGAGGCCUCCCCCUACCACAGGAGCCUCCACCUGUUCGCCUGCCCGGGGCCCGCGUGCAGCGGCGGGUCGCAGGGCUGGAGGGUGCUCCGCUCCCAGAGUCUGGAGACCCAGGUGCAGCAGCGGGCUCCCGGCCGGCCCGCCCCGGCUCAGGAGGCUCCUCUGUCGGCCACUGACUGGUGUGACACCGCUGAUGACUGGGGCCUGGAGGAGGAGGGUUGGGGAGGAGGUGUGGUGAAGAAGCAGGUUCAGGAUGUGAUGAAGGAGCAGGUCCAGGAGGAGCAGGUCCAGGAGGAGGCAGCAGCUCCUGAAGAAAGUCCGGCGCUCAGCAGCAGACUCCAGGACCUCAGUCUGGGAGAAUCACACAAUGACUUCGUCGUCUUCCGCUCGUUCUUCAUCAGCGUAGUGCAGGAGUCGGAUCUGUGGGGCGAGGAAGACGAGCUGGAGCACGCUCAGGAGCUGCUGAAGGAGUACGAGGGGAGAGAGGGCGUGACGCUGAGGAAGCUGGAGGGCGGCGAGGGCGGCGAGGAGAAGUACGAGAAGUCCCGAGCCAGACACGGAGACGCCUUCUUCUCCAGGUUCAUGAAGAGGAUCUCGCUGUGUCCUCAACAGAUCCUACGUUACUGCCGCGGCGGGAGAACGCUCUUCAUCUCCGAGCCACCGCCCAACGUGGCCCAGGUGGUGUCGGCGUGCGGCUCCUGCGGAGGAGCCAGGACGUUCGAGCUGCAGCUGAUGCCGGCUCUGGUCAGUCUGCUGCAGAGGAAGGACGGCGGCGGCGCUGAGGUGGACCUGGAGUUCGGGACGGUCCUGGUGUUCACGUGUGUAAACAGCUGCUGGACGGCGGGCUCGGGAUCAGCUGUGGAGGAGUUCUGCUUCGUUCAGACCGACCCGGACCAGCAGCUGUUUAAAUGAGCCAACAGCUGGAUUGGUCUGAUCCUCACUGCAGUGACGUCACUGUGGGGGCGUGGUCACAGACAUUACAGCCCGCCCAUAUCUGGGAUGUCUGACGUGAUGAGACGUGAAACAGACGUGAAACGUUCCGGCAGAGAUGGAAGCAGAAAAACCUGAUAUCUGGUUUAUAUUUAAAUAAAUUAACAGAUUUGGUUUCGUAUGGA